UGAAGAGAAAACACACGGCGCGACAUUCCAGUUUUUUCAUGACAGUAGGAGCUUCAGAUAUUACACAUCAAUAAUUAUUUGGCUAUGACAAUGGCUGUUAAUACACUUUCAGUUAGCACAUAAAUGUAUGCUGCAUUGUAUUAUGAAAAAAGUGAGUUGUAUAUUAAUGUAUAUUGGCUAACAGCUGUCUCUUAUUCAUUUGCCAAUGGUUGUUUAAAAUAUAAAUAUAUUUCUGCUAAUUUACUGGACGGUUGAAGCACUUUGAACAUGACGUCACUAUCUGGCCGUUAGCCGCUAUGCUCAAUGGCUGCAGCUACACUAGUAAAGGGAAAGUUCGCUAAAAACAGGAUUGAAUUAAUUUAUGAUAGUACAGUCAGACAGUCUGAGUGUGCUACGUCAGUCUAAUUAAAACUUAAAAGCUCUAUAUAAGUGGAGCAAAAUUAUUCUUAAAAACUUAAAGUGAAAUGCUCCUUUAAGUAGAAAAAGAUGGAGCCCCUUAGUCCAAAUACUGAGGUUCGCCUGGCAGUGUCUCAGUGUUUUCACAUCCUCAGUUCAUCCACCGAUAUCAAAGACAUCAUCACCGCUCUUCAGACUCUUCACUGUUACCUGGAUGAUGGACCUGAGAGUAAAGCCACAUCAGUCCAGCGUACAGAGUUCAGGAGAGCUCACUUCACUCGCACCCUUCAGUUUCUUGUCAGUCACAUCCAGGCUGACUGGUUUCACAGCCUCACAACAGCACAGCGCACAGAAUUAUGGGACGGAUUCUUCCUCCAAGGCCCUCCUGAGCAGGCGCUUCUGGUGCUGAUGGAUGGGAUAGGAGAGCUAAGUGCCAGUGCAAGCCUUGACCACAUGGUCAGCAUCACAGAGAGGUUCCUUCAGAGCAGCCGCCUCGCAGACCUGCUGUGGUCCUACUGUCUUCACACGGCUCCCUCUGACUCCCCCCAGCUUAGAGAGACUCUGCUAGGACGUGUUGUCUCUCUGCCGGAUGUCACUGCCAACAAGUUACACCUGAACAACAAGGCGCUUUUUCUCCCUCAGCAGUAUUACCCACUGCUGGCUGCAGAGAUUCUCUCUGCUCUGGAGAAGACAUGCCAAGCACUUAAAGAUGGCACAGACUGCUCCCUGACAUUUGUGGCUCAGACACUUGGAAAACUUUGCAUCCAGGGUCACAGUGCCCUGGUGCUGGCUGUGAUGGCUCCUCGGCUCUCUGCCUGCACCCGCUCAGACAUGGUGUGGCAGCGAGUUUGUUGGAAGCUGUUUGAGAACGUCCCGCAGAGAUGGGUGGAGAGUGUGCUCACAGGUCUUGUGCAGGUUGUCAGCGGGCCUAAAGCUUUGGGCAGGAUCAUUGGUAAUCUAGUGCUAACAAACAAAAAAGCCCAGUUUGUCAUCACUCAUAAACUGCUGUUACUGCAGUACAAAUAUGAGACUCGAGUCUUGAGGAUUAUUCUCGGUUACCUCGCAGCAGAUAAAGAUCGACGCCCUCUGCUCAUCCAGGUGUUACGGUCUGUGUGUCAGGCCUGGGCUAACCCCAGUGCAGUGAAACACACACCUUUAGAGCAGCAGCUGUACGUGAGCAAGGCUUUACUGCUGAGCGUGACUCUACUGAACGACACUGAGCUACACAAUCUGCGAUCAGACUUGCUGCAGUGUCUGCUGGGCGGCAUGCAGAGUCACCUGGACAGCAGUGUGGUGCGGAUCAGGCAUAUUGGCAUGGUGGUGGGAGAGUGCUUGAGCUCUCGCUUGGACAUGAACGGAGCAGAGCUCAAAUUUGAGUACGAUCAGGAUGAAGAAACACAGGAGCUUCUCUCUCUAAUGACUCCUGUUACUGAUGAUGAAUCAGAGGCUGAGCCUGUAAACAGAGUUGACUCUCCACAAGAGACCAAAGAGGAAUCACCUCGCUCUGCUCAGAAUCAAGCUCCAAAAACUGACUCAGAGUCUGACCUGGACAGUGAUGAUGAGCUAACUCCUUAUGACAUGUCUGCUGAUCAGGAGCUAAGUAAAGCAUCUCCACCACGCUACCUGCGAGACUGUCUGGAAACUUUAAUUUCCUCUGAUGAUCCGAUGCGUGUGGAGCUGAGUUUGAGAGCUGCUGAGGGUUUGGUGAGAAAGAACGCAUUUGCAGCCAGAGAGAUCAGUGUGCAGCUGACCAAAGUGCUUCUUCACAUGGAGGAUAAGUACAGCAUUCUUGGCUUCAUGAGUCUCAGACAGGCGACCAUGGUGGCGCUCACAGUCAUUGACACUAUCCCUGUGACUCAGUAUCUGACCACAGAGUUUUACUCCUUGAACUACAGUCUUCGCCAGCGACUUGACAUCUUGGAGGUUCUUGCUCUGGCAGCUCAAGAGCUCUCUAAACCGGUCACAGAAAUAAGUGAUACAUCUUUAAGCAUUGCUGCCAGCACUGAUUUGACUCCAUACCCCGGUGACAAUCCCGUUCACUGGCGAGAAGAAGUAGAGAAACGGAUUCAAAGCAAGACGAGGCGCAUCAGUAAGGGUGCGACAAAGCCUCCAGCCAAAGCUACCCUGAACCGUUAUGCCCCAGUCGCUGGACACUUCUUUUUUCCUCUGCUCAGGAAUUUUGACAAACCUCAGGUGACGUUUGACCUGUUGGGCAGUGACCAGCUGGUGCUAGGGCGGUUGAUCCGUACACUGGGCCUCUUUAUGCAUCUGGCAGCCAACUCAACGAUAGCAGCACAGAUGGGUCGAGCGUUGCUGGACUUUGUGUGGGCUGUGCGCUAUCAUGUUGACCAGGUGGUGAGACGAGGUGUCCUCUUCGCUGUCUGCUCUGUUUUUCUGAGCGUGAACUCUCAGAACCUGCUGGUAGACCUCGGUGAUCAGCUGUUUGAGACAAGAACUUGGCUGGCAGAUGUAGCUGAAGGAGACCCUGAUGGAGAUUGCCGGAGUCUGGCGGUGCAGAGUUUGGUUCUGAUGGACAAAUGCCUGAAAAAACAGAUGCAAAAUCCACAAGCACUGAGCCUAGAAUCCUGAAGUACUGUAUUUGUUCAACAAAAAUCCCCCCAGAGCCUCAAGAGAGAUGGAUGAAUGUAGUUUUAUAUAUACAUUGGACUCUCGGGAGUUUGUUUCAUUUGCUGAAACAAUCAAUCAGCCACCUUCUUCCUCUACCCCUCUACCCACUGAACAGUUUUACUAAGAUGAAGUGUAUCAUGUAUGGACCUGAUGAAAUAUUGAUUGAUUUGAAGAUUAGGAUACUGUUUGUUACUACCAAUAAAUUGUACUUUAUAAGGAUAUCCUUUUCCUGUACUGGCACAUCUCUCGGUGCUGUGCUUGUUUGUUUGUUGAGGACAUCCUGUGAAUAUUCACGUACAUUCAUCCAGUUAGAAAUAAUGCAUGUUCUACUACUUCCUCUCUUGACAUUAUGUUCAUUUGUUCACAAACAUUUUGUUGUACACAGUGGUUUGAAGUUUAAUUUACAGCAACCUCAUUUUAGCAAUUUUGGAAUACUUGGAGGAAAAAUCUGCACUGAUAAAAGAUAUUUUGUAAACUG
Messenger RNA from Cheilinus undulatus (humphead wrasse), 3502 nucleotides. RefSeq names its product TEL2, telomere maintenance 2, homolog (S. cerevisiae) (gene telo2). Gene Ontology annotation, biological process: telomere maintenance via telomerase; protein stabilization. NCBI's taxonomy places the organism in Eukaryota, Metazoa, Chordata, Actinopteri, Labriformes, Labridae. Bases 487 to 2985 code for a protein of 832 amino acids. Gene Ontology annotation, molecular function: Hsp90 protein binding; telomeric repeat DNA binding. The record is from RefSeq and is a predicted model, not a curated record. The transcript has 20 exons. Gene Ontology annotation, cellular component: cytosol.